AUGAUGGCGUACCACAUAGUUCGAGUAGAUUAUUGCUUAUUUGUACCGAAUUCACUGGUGAGGAUUGCAGCAAAUGCAGAAGUUGAUUAUCCAAGAUUUACUUUGAGUGAUCCAACUCGAACGUAUCCAUAUCUACACUGGCAUCCAGCAAAAUCAAUAGCCGGCUUGAUCGGCUUCUUCCGGAUUAUCUUCGUGAUACGGUCGAAUGGAUAA
Messenger RNA from Acanthocheilonema viteae, 213 nucleotides. The record is from the annotation of a GenBank genome assembly. Lineage: Eukaryota; Metazoa; Nematoda; Chromadorea; Rhabditida; Onchocercidae.